UUUCCGGAGGAGACACAUAACCCCACUUUGCCCUCCGGUGUGCUUGCAAAUUGUUGGAUGUCAGAGGAAUUCUUGUGAUUUUUCCGCGAAUAACUGUAAAAACUCCACUCGAAAAUUGUGAAAAUGAGCGAAGAAGUGCUUCACGUGUGCGAGACGGUGAAUUGUAAGAAACAGGCCCGAUUGCAGUGCCCAACAUGCCUGAAAUUGGGCAUUGUGGGUUCGUACUUUUGUGAUCAGGAGUGCUUCAAGAAGAGCUGGAAGUCUCACAAGAUUAUCCACUCUCUGGCCAAGGGUGAGAAUCCUCUUAAUAGCGCCGCCAAUGGUGUCUACAAUCCCUGGCCAAAUUUCACUUACACGGGAAAACUGCGCCCAGCAGAGCAAACUCCGAAGCGAGAAGUGCCUCCCCACAUUCCUCGGCCAGACUAUGCGGAUCAUCCGCUGGGCAGGAGUCCCUCCGAGGAGGGAUUCCGCGGGAAUACGACAAUCAAAGUGCUGGACGAUGAGGAGAUCGAGGCGAUGCGAGUGUCUUGUCGCUUGGGGCGUCUCUGCUUAGACGCCGCGGCGGCUGCAAUUGACGUGGGCGUCACCACUGACGAAAUUGAUCGCAUCGUGCACGAGACCGCUAUCGAGAACGAUUGCUAUCCGAGCCCACUCAACUACUACAACUUCCCCAAAUCUUGCUGUACGUCCGUGAAUGAGGUGAUCUGCCACGGAAUUCCGGACGUUCGCGCUCUCGAGGAUGGGGACAUUUGCAAUGUGGACGUCACUGUGUACCACCGAGGCUUCCACGGUGACCUCAAUGAGACCUUCUUCGUGGGGAAUGUGUCUGAUCAGCACAAGAACCUCGUGAAGGUCACGUAUGAGUCUCUCUGCAAGGCCAUCGAGAUUGUGAAGCCGGGCGAAAAGUACCGGGAGAUCGGGAAUGUCAUUCAGAAGUACGUCCAGUCGCACGGAUAUAGCGUGGUGAAGAGCUACUGCGGCCACGGUAUCCACCGUCUGUUCCACACAGCGCCAAAUGUGCCUCACUAUGCUAAGAAUAGUGCUGUGGGCAUGAUGAAGGCCGGCAACUGCUUCACAAUUGAGCCCAUGAUUUCGGAGGGCACGUGGCGUGAUGAGCAGUGGCCAGACAACUGGACAGCCGUGACAAAGGAUGGUCUGUGGUCGGCACAGUUCGAGCAGACACUCCUCGUGACGGAUGAUGGCUGUGAAAUUCUCACGCAACGCCCCAGCGGCAAGCCGCACUUUUUGGAUAAGAUGUAACAGGUUUUUAUAGCUCAUCGAUUUAUUUUCUCACAAUCAGUUACUCGCGUCUCUGUGUCGUAUACACGCCAGAGUGUCGCACAGUUUCUCAUCUGGGAGUGUUUAGUUAGUCCUUUGAGACAAGAG
Molecule: messenger RNA, 1386 nt
Organism: Phlebotomus argentipes
Lineage: Eukaryota; Metazoa; Arthropoda; Insecta; Diptera; Psychodidae
Product: methionine aminopeptidase 1
Exons: 3
Coding region: 124-1260 (378 amino acids)
Biological process (GO): proteolysis
Molecular function (GO): metalloaminopeptidase activity
Source: RefSeq, a predicted model, not a curated record